UGACAACAAAAAUAAAACUAUUUUGAUAUUUAGUUCAAUAGUUUGGAUAUUCUGUGUCAUCGUAUAUAUAAUAAAAGUGAUAAUCAAAUAUUUUGACACAAAGACGCCGAUUGAGGUGAUGUCCAAAGGAGUCCGCACUGACACUGUUAUUAACGAACAGAUUAACAGAUAUGAGUGUCAAUUAUUCUUCAGCGGUGCCACCGAUGGCUUUAACACCAGCGAUGCAAUCAUUGCAGUCGAAUUGAUUCACAUAAAGAAAAGACAAAAAGUAAAAUUGGCAAAACUUGACAUUAAUUUACAAAACAAAACAAAUAUUAUUAAAAGUGAUUGUAAAACAAGUAUUAUAGGAUUGUUUGUCAUUCUUCGACAUUCGCCGUUACCAAUGAUUACCAAAAUUAGAGCCAUUCAUAACAGUUCCAAAAAUUCAAAAAUAUUCUUCGAUGGCUUUGAAAUCAAUAAUCAGAUGACAGGUGAGCGAACAUUCUUUGCCGUCGAAAGCUAUAUUGAAAGCACUGAUUUGGAUAAUGCAAUCGUUCAUAACGUAAAGCCAACAAAACUAACAUUUUUCUCCAAACAAACCAUUUUUCCCGAUUUUAUUAUUAUUGAUUACGAGUCAUAUGGGGAACCUAUUAAUGUAUUGGUUGAUAGUCCCGAUGAGAUCCAUGCCGUCAAACUUGAACCAAAAAUCAAUUGGUUUGAAUCAUUAGUUUUCGGCAUAUUUCUCAUACAAGUAAACAUAACAAUUAUGGUCACACUAUUGACACAUUUUGUUGGCGAUAAAAGAGAUCUACAAACCGGGCAUUUUGUGAUAACAAUUUUAGUGUCCAGUCUAUUGGCAUUCAUUAUCACCCAAAUCACAGCCUUUGCCUAUAGGUUUGGUUUAAAACCUCAUUACAACUUACACUGUAGUCCUUUGAAACAACAGCUCAACAAAUCGUCAGUUUUGUGGCAAAUAUUUCGUUAUUCGUAUUUAGGAUUUUAUAUUAUUGUCUCAUUAAGUCUAUCUGUUUUUGACAUUUAUUAUUCGCCACACAAUUUUAAGAUACAAAUGCUUGGAUCCUCUGAUGAUUACAUGACUGAAGUAUUGUCUUUAUUGUUGCUUCUUGUCUUCAAUGUAAUUGUCAUUUAUUUAAUAUGGAUACCAAUAUUUAGUGUCAUUAGAUUUAUCUAUCGAUUGUCGGCAUUAAGUCGAGCAAAAUCUAAAUCUAAUGAAUCUAUUGAAGACUACGAAACAAACAUGAAAUCUAUUAAAGAAGAGAAAUCUGAAAAGUUUGAAAAGUCUGAAAAGUCUGAAAAAUGGGAAAAGAAGUGUCAGUCACCAAAUGAAACCAGAAGUCGUUUGGAGGACAACAUCACUGAUGACAGCUAUUCAAAGCAAAAGACACUCAACACCGGCAGUAUUAUCGUAAAGCCCACCAAAUCAGUCGGUUAUAUUGAUCCCGAAGUCUUCAAACUUACUCAAAGUAAAAUUGAUGCCACAGAUGGACAUAAAGAUCUUCGUAGAAAUAGUGGUAAUAACCAAAAGAAAAAUUAA
Messenger RNA from Oppia nitens, 1534 nucleotides. RefSeq lists its product as uncharacterized. Lineage: Eukaryota; Metazoa; Arthropoda; Arachnida; Sarcoptiformes; Oppiidae. Bases 119 to 1534 code for a protein of 471 amino acids. The record is from RefSeq and is a predicted model, not a curated record. The transcript is spliced from 2 exons.